Molecule: messenger RNA, 2526 nt
Organism: Grosmannia clavigera kw1407
Lineage: Eukaryota; Fungi; Ascomycota; Sordariomycetes; Ophiostomatales; Ophiostomataceae
Product: exocyst complex component
Exons: 3
Coding region: 1-2526 (841 amino acids)
Biological process (GO): Golgi to plasma membrane transport; exocytosis
Cellular component (GO): exocyst; cytoplasm
Source: RefSeq, a predicted model, not a curated record
AUGGAGCGUGCCGGGUCAAUCGCGUCGCGGAGCCUUUUCCCCAAGGGACCAAGCUUUACGCUUGAUGACUUCUCCAGCAAGGAUUUUACUGUGCGAGACUUUGUGGACUCCUUGGCAGAGACGGCUUUUCCUGCGAACCGCCGAUCCGGCGCCGCCUUGCAGCAGGCAUUUGACCCGAAGCCGUUGAUCCGGACCUUUGAGAAUGCGCUCUCUCAGCUUGGCACGCUCUCGGAGGAGCUGCAGGAGAAGGAGUCGGAGAUUCUCUCGCAGGUGCGACGAGCAGAGGUACAGCACGACCAGACCCUCGACACUCUUGGAACGAAGCUGGACCAGUCGAUGGGACAGUUUGAGGCCCUCGACCUGAGCCUCUCCAACCCGAACGACUCGAACGGCAUAAACGAGCGUGGCAGCCGGUCGGACACGGGCGGUGGCAGCAUUGCGGUGCAGAUCGGCGAGAAGCUGGAGGAGCUGGACCGGAAGCGCAGAAGAGCGUUGGACGCCACGUUUCUGGUGCAGUGCUGGACAGAGCUCAGCGAAACGGGCCAGCUGACAGCGUUGCAAGACAUACAGCGACAGGGCGGGGCGGAAAACAAAGUGCGCUGCGCAGUGAUCGCGCGGCAGCUGAUGCGGAUCAGCCAGAGGCUGGACCCUGCUUCGUGGUCCGACACGAACGGUAGCCGUGCCAGCAGCAUCAAUGGGGCGACAAACGGCGUCAACGGCACGAGUACCGGCGUCCCGAAGCACAACACCCGUGAGAUGCUGGAGAAGUUCUCGGAGACGCUGGAGCAGGACCUCCUGACACAGUUCAACAACAGCUACCGGCGGCAGAACUUCGAGGACAUGCUCGAGUGCGCAAGGGUGCUGCACGACUUCAACGGCGGCACUAGUGUCAUCGCUACGUUUGUCAACCAGCACCAGUUCUUCAUUGACCGGGCUCAGCUUGUGGCGGACGAGGUGACAACAGACAGAGACUUGUGGAACCAGUUAGCUGACCCCGAUGCCGAUCCACCGGGCGUGGAGCCGAGCCUGCAGUCGCUCAUCGACGAGGUCAAGAUCCGCGUCUUCCAGCAGUCGGUGCAGGAGCGGCUAGAGAUGGUGCUGGAGAAGGCCAGCACGGUGUCUACGUUGGCGUACCUGCGCUCGCUGCACGCGUCGCGCAGCUACAUUGGGGCUCUCGUCGAGGACCUCAAAACUCAUGGCCUGACGGAGCACCCAGAGCCCUGCUCGCAACAGAUCGCCCAGACGCUCGAUCAGCAGGUGGAGGAGCUCUUUGUGCCGUACCUCGUGGGCAGCUCGUACAUGGAGAAGGAGAAGAAGAGCCUGGAAGAGAUGAAUAACUCGCUGCUGUUCAAGUUCACCAUCUACCACUCGCGGCGACCAAAGACGACAACACGCGGCUUCAUGACGAUGAUUGCACAGCAGGGAACGCAGCUACUGUCAUCGGCCAAGGACGCCUACAUGGAGCGGCUGGAGUCAUCAGACCUGACGGCCACGCAGAAGGCCAUGAUGCUGCGGGUGGCCGGCGUGCAGGACACGGACAAGAAGAACGAGAUCGAGGUGUCGGACGAAGACGGCAUGCUCAGCACGGCCAACGCGAAGCGCAUGUUGAAGUGGCUAGCGGAGAGCGUGCGGCGCACGUUGGAACUGGGCAGUGUGGUGGAGAAGCCCAAGGACGUCAACGCGCUGCUCGGGCUGCUGUUAACGACGCUGGGUCGAAUGUACGUGGAGACGGCACUGGACGCGGCGCUGGACGUGGCGACAGCGCAGGAAAACGCCAAGACGGAGCCCAACAUGAGUUACCUGCCAUCGGUGCGACCGGCCAUCACGAUUACUAGCAUUAUGUCGCGAUUCAUCGAAACAGUGCUGAUCCGGCUGGCCGAGUCGAAUCUGACGGUGCGGCGCAACAUGGAGGCACAGACGCGGCUGGGCAUCGAGGCGAUCGAGAAGAAGAUGAACAGCACCAUGAAGACGACGGUGGACGUGGUGGUGAACUGGGUGGCCAAGGCACUGUCGACGCAGAAGCGCACCGACUUCCGGCCGCGCGACAACGAUCUGGAGGAGCUGGUGGACGCGCUGCAGACCCCGACAUGUCUGGCCAUCUGCACGUUUCUGAACAGGGCGGCAGCGCUGGCGGCGCAGUCGGUGGACGGCCAGAACCUGCAGGUGUUCAGCAGCGAGCUGGCGCUAUUGCUGUUCCAGCUGCUGUUUGAGCACUUCAAGAAGUUUGCCGUCAAUGCAACGGGCGGCCUGAUGGUGACCAAAGACAUUGCCAAAUACGUGUCGACCUUCAAGGCCUGGCCGCUGAAUAAAGACGCCGAGGCGACGGUGGAGAUGUUGACCGAGGUGGGCUACCUAUUCAUCAUCGGGCCGGAGGCGCUGCGUGAACGGUCGCGCAAUCUGGCCACGGGAGCCGGAGCCGGCGCUGGCAGCACGAAGAAGCUGCAGAAGACCGACUUUAAGGCCUUUGUGCUGCGGCGGGAGGAUGCCGGCAGCGUGGGAAUUCAGGGCGUUGUGGCCGGCCUGUAG